AUGUUAAGAAGAAGAGUGGGGAUAAGCAUAUUAGAUUGUGACUUUAUCAGGCUAGAGGAGGAGCUGAGAGGUCUGAAGGCAAACGGGGUCAGUAACAUUCACCUGGAUGUUAUGGACACAACCUUUGUUAACAACAUCACCUUUGGACCAUGUGUAAUCAAUAAGAUUCUUGAGCAUAAUUUCGUGUUUGACAUACACAUGAUGGUUGAGUCUCCGCUAAAUAUCAUCAUGCAAAUAAACUUGGAGAAGGUGUCUUUGGUGACGAUUCAUCAUGAAAUAAGCAACAAAGCAGGUGUUAGGGAAUAUCUCCGGCAGAAGGGUGUAUUGUUUGGGAUUGCCAUCAAUCCGGAGACCCAAGUAGAAGAGGUAGAGGUUGAGGAUGUAGAUUUUAUUCUUGUAAUGAGUGUCAAGCCAGGGUUUGGAGGACAGAAGUUCCAGGAGAGCUGCUUGGCAAAGAUAGAAGAGAUUCGGAGACAUGGGAAGAUGGUUGGUAUUGAUGGGGGAAUAGGAAUGGGGAAUAUUGAUAAGGUUACGGGGGCUGACUAUAUUAUAGUAGGAUCUGGAUAUUUUCGAUCUGAAGACAGGAAGAGAUUUCUUUGCAGCAUCACAGAGAGGUUUCUAGGUGAGGCUUGCUCGGAGGGAGAUUCUUUUUUACGGAGCCCUUAG
Molecule: messenger RNA, 666 nt
Organism: Encephalitozoon hellem ATCC 50504
Lineage: Eukaryota; Fungi; Microsporidia; Unikaryonidae
Product: ribulose-5-phosphate 3-epimerase
Exons: 1
Coding region: 1-666 (221 amino acids)
Biological process (GO): pentose-phosphate shunt, non-oxidative branch; carbohydrate metabolic process
Cellular component (GO): cytosol
Molecular function (GO): D-ribulose-phosphate 3-epimerase activity; metal ion binding
Source: RefSeq, a predicted model, not a curated record